AUGUUCAGUCCUUUCAUUUGUGGUAGCUUUCAAGAUCAAGAAGAAGAUUUAGAACCCUAUAGCUUUUGGUCAUCACCAAAGAAAUCAAGCCCAUGUUCAACACCCAAAGGUUCAAGAAAAACUGGAUUAUGCAGUAAAAGUAAAGUCAGCAAGAACCCAUAUGCAAACCGAGGGCUCGAUAAAUUCUCUGAACUUUUGGCAGAACUUGAAGACAAAAGACAGAAGAUCUACACCCAAAAGGGCUCAGAGAAAAUCUCUUUCGUUCGCUUUGUUUACUCAAACUCCAAUGAUAUCAAACCCAUCGUUGUGAAGUUGAAAGAUAGAAAGCAAGAAAAACCCAAAGAUCAGAAUCUGAAUAAUGUUUCAGAGGCCCCAGAAAAGAUUCAAGUUGAAUCCUCAGAAGCUGUGAGUGAAAGUCAACAACAACCACCCAGAAAGCAAUCGGAAGAGAAGAUUAAGAAGAAGAAGAAAUUUACGUGGAAUAUUAUGAAAAUGAAGGAUUUGAGACGGCCUUCUUAUUACUUGCCAGUGGUUAUAAUCUUUAUUUUGUUGAUUUUGGCUGUGUUUGGGCGAUCGUUUGCUAUAUUAUGUACUUCUAUUGGAUGGUACUUGGUCCCUACUGUUCAUGGAGCGGGCUCAUCAGAUUUGAAGAGGCCGAAGAAGAAGAAAGAAUAUACAAGAAGAUUGAGUGAGAGAAAGAUUGUGACUACUGAUGGAUUAUCAUCUCCUAAAGAAACUUCUCCGACUAGUGUAAUCACCGGACCGGGACAACAUGGUCAUCGGAAAAGCUGGUGA
Molecule: messenger RNA, 795 nt
Organism: Ilex paraguariensis (yerba mate)
Lineage: Eukaryota; Viridiplantae; Streptophyta; Magnoliopsida; Aquifoliales; Aquifoliaceae
Source: the annotation of a GenBank genome assembly